Molecule: messenger RNA, 1317 nt
Organism: Peronospora belbahrii
Lineage: Eukaryota; Oomycota; Peronosporomycetes; Peronosporales; Peronosporaceae
Source: the annotation of a GenBank genome assembly
AUGACCAAGUACCCAAGUUUCAAUGACCCUAUUACAUAUGAUACUGAAUCAAUGAUCAAAACUAAGUGCCAAGCGAAGAAAAAACAGUGGAACGUCCAACCGUCCGACUUUUCCAAGCUCUGCUCAAACCCAAUACGAAGAAUUGUCGAUAAUAUCAAAAAGCCCUCGACUUCGACCAAGACUUUGAUUCCGCUUUCACUCGGUGACCCGACAGUGUUUGGCAACUUGCAUUGCCCUGAUGUAUUGGUACAGGCCGUUGUUCGUCAUACUCGAUCAAUGCAUCACAAUGGCUACAUUCACUCCGCCGGUUCGGAAGCAGCCCGUGCAGCUAUCGCUCAGCGUUUUGGAAAUCACAGUGCCCCAUUGACAGCAGAUGACAUUAUUAUCGCUAGUGGAUGCUCUGGUGCCAUUGAAAUUGCUUUGCAGGGUUUACUAAACCCCGGUGACAAUAUUCUUCUCCCAAAACCGGGCUUUCCCUUGUACCAAGCACUUUGUGAAGCGCACAAGAUUGAAUGCAGAUUCUACAAUCUCAUGCCGGAAAACAAUUGGGAGGCUGAUCUGGAGCACAUGCAGUCCUUGGUUGAGGACAAUACAAAGGCUAUUUUGGUCAACAACCCAUCUAAUCCAUGCGGCAGUGUCUAUUCAAAGACUCACUUGGAGAAAAUUCUUGGUUUGGCGGAGCUGAACAAGAUUCCCGUCAUCGCGGAUGAAAUUUAUGGCGAUAUGGUAUUCGGAAACAACGCGUUUUAUGCCAUGGCGACAUUGACAAAGACGGUGCCUGUAGUGGCUGUGGGUGGCUUGGCGAAGCAAUUCUUGAUACCUGGCUGGAGGGUAGGUUGGGUCAUGGUGCACGACCGCAAUAAUGUCCUGAAAGACGUGCGCACUGCGUAUUUCAAGUUGUCACAAAAUAUUCUUGGAGCGAACUCGCUUGUCCAGAGUAUAAUUCCGGACGUGCUUACGCCGGUUUCGGGAAGUCCUGAAGAGCAAUCAUUGGUAGACUUCAAGAAGCACUAUUUCUCAACUCUGGAGGAAAAUGCCAAGUUUACGAUCCAAACUCUCAUGAGAAUACCGGGACUGGAGGUGGUGGUUCCUCAGGGUGCGAUGUAUGCUAUGGUAAAAAUUAGAACCGACAUCCUAGCCAAGAUCAAGGAUGACUUGGACCUUACACAAAAGCUGCUGGAUGAAGAAUCUGUCUUCGUGUUGCCUGGACAGUGUUUUGGGAUGGCCGACUACUUCCGUAUCGUGUUUUCAGCACCACACGAGGUACUUGCUGACGCCUUCAUUCGCCUUGCCGAGUUCUGUUAUCGUCAUCAAUGA